This is a messenger RNA of Pseudopodoces humilis (Tibetan ground-tit), 801 nucleotides long. The record is from RefSeq and is a predicted model, not a curated record. Lineage: Eukaryota; Metazoa; Chordata; Aves; Passeriformes; Paridae.
CUUUGCUCUUCCCGCUGAACUCGGCUCGCCCGCACCCCCUGCACCCCAAGAUGUCCUGCUGCUACUCCCCGUGCUGCUACUCCCCGUGCUGCUACUCCCCGUGCUGCUACACCCUGUGCUGCUCCCCCUGCUACCGCACCUGCACCCGCACCUACAGCUGCAGGCCCUGCAUCUCCCGCACCCUGAGCUGCUACCGCCGCUCCUACGGCAGCUGCUGCACCUCCCGGAGCUGCACCACGCGCUACAGCUACCCCUCGUACUGCUCCUACUCCUGCUGCUACCCCUGCUGCUGAUCCCACGGGAAAAUCCCCGCCGACCGACCCGCACCCACGGAAGACGAAUGGUUGAGCCCGCCGUUGAUGUUCGCAGGAGCGCAGAGCCCCCACGGUGAAGUUUGGGGGCUUUGCCGUGCUCCGAAACCUCUUGGAAUUUCUGCUUUUCUUGUCUUCUCCGCCUCCUCCUUCCUGCCUUUCUCCACUCUCCUGAUAUUCUGCGUUCGAACCCUCCCACAGCAGCGGGAGGGGCGAUCUGCAAUUCAUGUGAAACUUCUUCGAGUUGCUGCAAUGGGGCUGGAGGACCUCUGUGAAAUGAGAUUUGGUGUCAUCUGCAUUUUCAAUGAGCACUUCCAGCACGGUGCUGCAGCCCUGGGUGAGGGAGCGUUACGGCUGUCUGGCCUUUGAUCUGGAUUUACGAGGUCCUGGAGGAUGAACAACAGGGCUUCAGCAAAAAGGAAUGUUCUGGAGUGCGGUGACUCAUCUCCCGGAGCUGCUUCCAGCAUCCCAAAACUAUAAUCUUUCUGUG